Molecule: messenger RNA, 837 nt
Organism: Didymodactylos carnosus
Lineage: Eukaryota; Metazoa; Rotifera; Eurotatoria; Philodinida; Philodinidae
Source: the annotation of a GenBank genome assembly
AUGUCAUCACCUUCACAGUUCGAGCGAAUGUCUACGGGUGUACCACCAUCCAAAUGUGGUCUUCUUCUUCUUGGCAAUACCGGUGUUGGUAAAUCAUUUUUAGCAAAUAUUUUAUUAGAUCGCGAGGCAUUUGUACAUGAAUCUACGUCAAAUUCAGUAACGCACUUUACUGAACUUGAGGAAUGUCAUGUUGGUCAUACAAGCUAUGCUAUAUUUAAUAUUCCCGGUUUAAUUGAAGCAGAUCAGGCACGUGUCGAUAUGAAUAAAGCUGAAAUUUAUAAAGCAUUUCAGCUACGUCCAACCUCAAUUGUUGCAUUUAUUUUUGGUAGUGAUGCGAAUCUUCGUCUUCGUGACGAAGAUAUCAUUACAUUCAAAGCAACUAAUGAAGCCUAUCGAUUUCAAUCGGAGUCGUUAUUAUUUAUUAUUAAUGGUUUACCUGGUAAUCGUCCACAACAAUAUGAAGGUGAAACAAUAGUUAAACUAGAAGAAUUAUUACAAAUGAAACAUAUUCGUACAUGUUUUUUGAAUCGGAUUAAUAGAGAAGAUAAGAAUGAUAAAAUAGAACUUCGAUUAAAGCUAGUUGAUGCAAUAUUUCGUUGUACGCCACGUAUACAUGAAAGACAUUCAGACAUAAAAUUAAAUGUAGAUGUUAUGAAAGAAUUACAAACUGAAUCAGAAAAAGAGCAAAAUAAUUUUGAAAGUCGUUUAGCUUCAUUGCAAGCACAAAUUAUUGAAAAACAAAAGGAAUUUGAACUACAUAUAGCACAGCAACCGAGGGAAAUAUAUCAUUAUCAUGAGAAACUUAGUGAAAGGGUUGAUAUGUGCGUUAUAUGUUAG